AUGGUGGUAUUUGCGCAACUAGCUCCACCCGUUCCAUACCUGCGAACACCAUCCUCCCGACAGCUCGCUUGGCAUCGACUAGAAUACUAUGCUUUCGUGCAUUUUGGGCCAAACACUUUCUCAAACGAGGAAUGGGGCCGCAGCCAGAGCACUCCAGACGUCUUCAAGCCCACCGCGCUGGACACAGACCAAUGGGCGAAAUCGUUCGCAGAUGCGGGGAUGGCGGGUAUGAUUCUAACGGCGAAGCACCAUGACGGGAUGGCAUUGUGGGAUACUAACACGACGACUUAUAAGAUUGGUAACGGGAGCUGGGCCCGAGGUCGUGUUGCGAAGGGUCUUAAUGCCGACGUGGUGCAGAUGGCAGCCGCUUCUGCGAAGAGGUACGGCAUCAAGUUUGGAAUCUACCUCUCUCCAUGGGACAUCCAUCGUGACCCGGCCAUGCCAAAGACAAACUUGUCCGGCACACCGUACGACGAACCGCAAAUUUUCGGGGAUGCUAGUCCAGGAGAUUACAACGAGCUCUACGCUCGACAGCUAACAGAGCUGGUUACGAUGCGGUUAAGUGAUGGCUCGCCGAUCGAGCUGUUUGAGCUGUGGCUCGAUGGGGCAAGUGGAUCCGAUACGGUGCAGACAUUUGGCUGGACAAGGUUCCGCGACAUCAUCCGCCAGCAACAGCCGGAUGCUGUCAUGUGGGGACAUCAAGGCGUAGAUGCACGCUGGGUUGGUAACGAGGACGGGGUGACGGUUGCAACGAACUGGCAUACUAUCAGCAGGACGCAGGACGACGCGCGCUACAGUGGUGACCAGUUGCAGAUGGGAGUACGAGAUGGAAAGUACUGGACGCCGGCGGAGGCAGAUGCCCGCAUACGCACUGGUUGGUUUUUCCAUGCCAAUGAGAAGCCGAAAACGUCCGAUGCUUUGAUGGACAUGUAUCUGCGGUCCAUUGGCCAGAGUGUGAACUUCUUGCUUGAUGUGCCCCCCGAUACGACCGGACAGAUCAAUAAAGACGAUGGAGACGUUCUACUGAAGUUCAAGGCUCAGCGCGACGUAUUUCUCAACCGCACUUUGCUCUCCCCAGGAGCCAUCGCCUAUGCUAGCAGUAUUCGUGGGGGAAACUCCACGCUAUAUGGGCCAGCGAACGUGAUCGACGACAACGACAGUACAUAUUGGGCUAUGGACGAUAAAGAGACUACUGGAACGUUGGAAAUUGAUUUGGGCAGCGCCUGCAGUGUCGACGCGGUCAUUGUGCAGGAGUAUAUUAAUCUGGGGCAACGGGUCGGUGGAUAUACGAUCGAUGGGUUUGUUAACGGUGCAUUUAAAACGCUUGUUACGGGAACAUCGCUCGGAUACAAGCGUAUCCAUAGGCUGAGCACGCGAAUUGAGACGAACAGGGUUCGUCUACGCGUUACACAGGCGAAUGCCACGCCUUCGAUUAAAAGUUUUCAGGUCCUUGGGGAGCGGAAGGGAUCAGGGUAA
This is a messenger RNA of Lindgomyces ingoldianus, 1476 nucleotides long. Its product is annotated as alpha-L-fucosidase 1. NCBI's taxonomy places the organism in Eukaryota, Fungi, Ascomycota, Dothideomycetes, Pleosporales, Lindgomycetaceae. Gene Ontology annotation, biological process: glycoside catabolic process; fucose metabolic process. Gene Ontology annotation, molecular function: alpha-L-fucosidase activity. The coding region runs from base 1 to 1476 and encodes 491 amino acids. The record is from RefSeq and is a predicted model, not a curated record. The transcript has a single exon. Gene Ontology annotation, cellular component: lysosome.